This is a messenger RNA of Grosmannia clavigera kw1407, 954 nucleotides long. RefSeq lists its product as uncharacterized. The transcript is spliced from 2 exons. The record is from RefSeq and is a predicted model, not a curated record. Lineage: Eukaryota; Fungi; Ascomycota; Sordariomycetes; Ophiostomatales; Ophiostomataceae. Gene Ontology annotation, cellular component: EARP complex; membrane; GARP complex. The coding region runs from base 1 to 954 and encodes 317 amino acids. Gene Ontology annotation, biological process: lysosomal transport; endocytic recycling; Golgi organization.
AUGUCCACGAUCGCCUCGCCGCGCGAGCCGCCGCCGCUGCGGCGUAUCCCUUCGGCACAGACGCCGACGUCGUCGACGCGGCCGAGCAUCGAGAUCAGCCGGUCCGUCGCCGGUUCGCCCAACCCCAGCAUCACGGGCGCCUCGUCGGCCGCUUCGGCUGCUUCGACGACGGCGACACCGUCGGGACUGAUGUCGCCGGCCAGCGUCACCACCGCUGCCGUGCGCCGCAACCGCGCUGCUCUGCGCGAGUACUACAAUAUCCACAAGAACGGCACGGCCACGCCCGCCCUCGAGGUCACAGACGUCGACCUUGCACCACGACAACAACAACAGCAGCUCGGCGGUAGCCUCUCGGCAUCUUACUCCGAGGUCACACCGUCUGCCAUGGACCGCCCCGACUUUGACGCCGUCGCCUUUGUGCGCAACACCCUGCAGGCCGGCGGGCUCGAAGACCUGCUGCGCACUUACACCCGCGUGCUGAGCGAGAUGCGCGCCCUCGACGCCGAGAAGAAGAGCUUGGUCUACGACAACUACAGCCGCCUGAUUACGGCUACCGAGACUAUCCGAAAGAUGCGUGCCAAUAUGGACCCCCUCAAUCCCAUGGCCUCCACCCUCGAUCCGGCCAUUGCCCAUAUCUACAGCCAGGCAAAGGCCCUCUGCGACGCUAUGCGUCAGUCUGUGCCGGCCCCCGAUACCCCCGACGCCGCAGCCUUUGCCGCUCGCGCCCGCACUCGCCAGCUGGCUGCCGCCGUGCUAGAGACCCCCGACCGGCUGCGCCAGCUCAUGCGCGAGGGCCGUCCUGACGAGGCCAAGGCCGCUUGGGACCGGCCCCGCCGUUUGCUCGAGCUCUGGCGCGCCAAGGGCCUCGGCGGUGAUGAUGUGGCUGCCUGUCUCGCCGACGGUGACGCUGCCCUGCGUGGCGAGCAGGCGAGCCCGAAUGAACUAGUCACGUGA